Messenger RNA from Amaranthus tricolor (Joseph's coat), 2499 nucleotides. Its product is annotated as U-box domain-containing protein 4-like. Lineage: Eukaryota; Viridiplantae; Streptophyta; Magnoliopsida; Caryophyllales; Amaranthaceae. The transcript is spliced from 2 exons. Gene Ontology annotation, cellular component: nucleus; cytoplasm. The record is from RefSeq and is a predicted model, not a curated record. The coding region runs from base 301 to 1710 and encodes 469 amino acids. Gene Ontology annotation, molecular function: protein binding.
CCCUCUCACUCUAAAGUCUAUUCAUCACUCACUUUUUUUUUUUCUUUGUUACUCUUCAAUCUUCAUCCUCUCCUUCCAUAUAACCAGACAACCAGUCUCUCUCCUCAACCACAGCUAAUAUCCAAUCCCAUACAUUUUCUUUACCAAUUCUUCAAUAAAAAUCUUCACUCCCACUAAAAAAUGGCUUAGAUUCUCUUCCAUGCCCAUCUUUUUCCCCUUUUAGCAUUCAAUCAAUUCAUUGUUAAAAUCCCUAAUUUUCCACCAUUUCUGAACCCAUCUACCAUCCAAAAGGAAUCAAAAAUGGUGUCGGUGGAAGAAACACACUCUAAUUCUACUCGAAUACAUUCUAUGUAUGCCAGUUUUCAUUCGCCAUCAUCUUUGUCAUCCUCAUCUUCUACUCGAAUAUGGCGUGAAAGAGGCCGUUCUAUGAGAACUGUCCGUUCAACUAUCUUCUCACCUUCUCCUUCUAGAAAUGGUGAUUCCCAAAUCUCAAUCAUUCCAGCUAGUGGAAACAACAAUUACGGACCCGAAAACCUUACUGAUUCUAUGAUUGAUAUCCAUCUGGGUGAGCUUGCUUUAAAGUCAGUCAAAUCAUCUUUCGCAGAGGAAGAUUUUGGUCUACUAGACGAUCUUUCCAGGUCAUUCAGUGAUUAUUCUGUUUGCAGCAGUGAUAUAUCCGGUGAACUACAACGUUUAGCUGCAACGGCAUUAGUUGGGCCGAAUCCGGGUUCUGGAGAUACGGAUCCUGAACCUGAACCAUGUGAAGGGUUUCUUCAAAGGGAAAAUUUCUCAACGGAAAUAAUUGAAAGUAUUUCUCCGGAAGAUCUUCAACCUACAGUGAAGCUUUGUGUCGAUAGUUUGAAUUCACCGUCGGUAGCAAUUAAGCGUUCUGCAGCUGCAAAACUCCGCUUGUUAGCGAAAAAUAGGGCCGAUAACCGGGUUUUGAUAGCAGAUUCAGGUGCGGUUCCAGGUUUGGUGCAUCUUCUGAGGUCCACUGAUCCAUGGACUCAAGAACACGCAGUUACAGCGUUAUUAAACUUAUCACUCCACCCAAAUAACAAACGCCCAAUUGCAGAAACUUCUGGAGCAAUAAAAUCAUUGAUUUAUGUUCUGAAAACAGGGACGGAAUCUUCAAAACAAAACGCUGCAGCAGCUUUAAUGAGUUUAGCAAUGGAUGAAGAAGAGACCCGUUUAACCAUUGGCGCAUCAGGUGCGAUUCCGCCAUUGGUUGCGCUUCUUAUAAAUGGAAACUCACGAGGGAAGAAGGAUGCGUUAACGACGUUGUAUAAAUUGUGUUCAGUGAAGCUGAACAAGGAGCGGGCUGUGAAUGCUGGUGUUGUUGGGCCGUUGGUGGGUUUGGUGGCGGAACAAGGGAGUGGGAUGGCGGAGAAAGCGAUGGUGGUGUUGAAUAGUUUGGCGGGGAUUGAGAUAGGGAAGGCGGCGAUAGUAAAGGAGGGUGGUAUUCCGGCGUUGGUGGAGGCAGUGGAGGAAAGUUCGGCAAAAGGGAAGGAGUUUGCGGUGGUGACAUUGCUGCAAUUGUGUGGGGAAAGUGUGAAGAAUAGAGGGUUGUUGGUUGCUGAAGGUGGUAUUCCUCCUCUUGUUGCUUUGUCUCAAAUCGGUACCGCUAGAGCUAAACAUAAGGCUGAGACCCUUCUUAAAUACUUGAGGGAGCCAAGGAAACAAGAUGCCGCUUCAUCGUCAACUCCUUAACAACAUGGUAAACCUUUUGGAAAUUAACUCUCGGGUAAUUAGCUUGUAAUACUGUAUAUAUAGUAAGGAGUGGUUGUAUUUUGUGUUCUGUAAUGUCUUGUACAGUAUGCUAUUUGGGUGAAAGACCGAAAAGACUAGAAGCUAACUUAGAUAUUCAUUAGUACAAAUAGAUCCCGUGUUCGUCUUCUAAAUCUAUCGUCUCUUCGUCUUUCUUCCCUUUUUACGUGGCCACAUAUUUGGAGAUGGCACAAGGGAUUGUUUGGCAAAUUAGCUUAUUGAGCAAUAUAUUAGCUUAUUUGGAUAUAAGUAGAAGGUUGGGUUGUCAAACUAAUUAAUACCAGUGUUUGGUAAACUAGCUGGUUGGAACAGCUUAUUGAUAUGAAUAAGUUAUUUUUGAAUAAGCUGCUCAUAGCAGCGGUUUUAAAAUCAGCUGGUGAAAUCAGCCACUAUAAUCAGCUAUCUACCACUAGCUAUUAGCCGUUUGCCAAACACCCUCACAAGCUUUUUACGAUUUUGCUUUCGCCACUUUGAAAUCACGGGCUUGAUCGGGAUCAGGCCCUUCUAUUUUUGUUUUGUGAUUGUAUUAGUUAGUACUAGAUGUGCCCAUAAUAAAAUGGAGAUGAUGAAGACAAGAGGGUGCUUGUUAUCCCAUUUUAGCACAUUGUAUUUUCUUUUUUUUUUUUUAAUUUGUUGAAGGGAUACAUGUGUAAUGUUUGUAUGUAAUAAUGUUAUUAACCCAAUGAUAUGUUAGGUAGUUGGGUGUUGUGAUUAAGAUUUUUUGUCUUCCUA